This is a messenger RNA of Anopheles cruzii, 2973 nucleotides long. RefSeq names its product protein sarah (gene sra). The transcript is spliced from 2 exons. Gene Ontology annotation, molecular function: nucleic acid binding; calcium-dependent protein serine/threonine phosphatase regulator activity. Gene Ontology annotation, cellular component: nucleus; cytoplasm. The record is from RefSeq and is a predicted model, not a curated record. The coding region runs from base 321 to 1181 and encodes 286 amino acids. Gene Ontology annotation, biological process: calcium-mediated signaling. NCBI's taxonomy places the organism in Eukaryota, Metazoa, Arthropoda, Insecta, Diptera, Culicidae.
AGUUAGCCAUUGCGGUGAGAGGAUAUCGCUUGCGUGAAAAGUGUCGAAAACGGAAAGAAAGUGUCGGAGCCAACGUUUGACCGAUAGCCCAACCUUGUUGUGGUUGCGUGUUGCAUUGCGGCCACGAGAGAAGAACAGAAGCGAAUCCCGGGGGGAGGAGCAUAGAGUGUGGAUAGAGCAAGGAGAGGGAUCGGCGCCCCUAGCGUGGCCAUACACGCGGUCAACUGCUAUCAAUUUAAGACCCUUCGUGGGACAACAGAAGACAGAGAAGGCAAGCAAAGGCGAGAGUGGUAGCAAAAGAGAGAGAAAGAGAAAGAGACAUGUCACAGACGGCUGACGUGCGGCAGACGGGUGGUGGCGAGCAGAAUGACUGUAGUAAACACAAUCCGGUGGCGGAUCCAGCGACACCGGAUGAUGAGCAUCUGUUCAUCAAUCCGACCGAUGGCCUACCGAACGAGCAUCCGGCUUUGCCAAGCGCGUACGAUUCCGACAACGAAUCGAACCCGGUCGACGACGAUCUGUUGGUCGAUCUGCCGACAUCGAUCAUCGUGACCAACAUCCACUCGGAGGUAUUCGCCAACGAUGAGCUGAAGGCGCGCCUCGAGGAACUGUUCAAAACGUUCUCCGACACGACCACGUUUCAGUGGUUGAAGAGCUUUCGGCGGUUGCGCGUCAACUAUGACACGGCGAUCGCUGCGGCCAACGCCCGCAUUCAGCUGCACCAGUACCCGUUCGGCCAGUCGGUCAUCAACUGCUACUUGGCGCAACCGGUGACGCCGGUGUCGAACACCAAUCUCAAACCACCGGCCCCGGUCAAGCAGUUUCUCAUAUCGCCGCCCGCUUCCCCGCCGGCCGGUUGGGAACCGGCGGAGGAAGCCGAACCGCUCGUGAACCACGAUCUGCUGGCAGCGCUAGCUAGCCUGACGCCGGGCGAAAGCCACGAAAUUCACGCCCAAUCCGAGAACCAUCCGGGCAUUAUUGUACACACCGCUGGCCAGCAGCCCGACGGCGGGCCUGGCGAUGAGCAGGAUGAGGACGACGGGACCACGUCGCCCUGCAUGGGCAGCAGCUUCGAGGACGACGAUCCGGACAAGGAAAACGCCGGCGUGAUCGUCGGGGGCAAUGUGCGGAAGCAUCGCAUCAUGCACACGCGCUGUCCGGAGCGCAAAGGUUCCACUUAAAAACGCAGGAAGAUGCACCAUGCUGCGAAGGGGCCACGGUUGUUGUGAUGUUGUUGCAAAAAUGGGUAGAAAACUGUUUGUUGUUUGGGGACGGGCGAUUGAGAGAAUCGAGAAUUCUCCUUUCGUCUGCUUGUGUCCCACCAGCGGCCAUGCGCGGGGUUGGAACCAAUGUUUAUUGAAACACACCGAGCCGAGUUUACCCUCAUCUUGCUCGUGUUUGAGUUCUUAUGAGAGUAGUUAAGCGAAACAACUGAAACAUUUGAAACUGUGAACUCAAUACGUAGUGCAGCAAAGCUCACACUUAAGUUAUCGGUGUUUAGUUCCACUAUUAAUUUCAGUCAGAUUUAUGUGUUAGAGAUGAUCCCCCCGGUACGUUCUCGGGAGUCAGCAGGAAUCAUUGAUGCCGCACUUGAAACAGUUGCGUGAAUCAAUCGAUCAAAAAUUUGAAUUUUGUUUCUCGUAGCCCAACGUACCCCAGAAAAUUUGGCUUGUUGGCCUAUGAAAAGGAUUCUUUUGGUUAUUGAAUAAACGGAAGCUUUAGUUACACGAUAGUUCAGUUUUUCAUGGUAGUUGUUUCGUUAGUUUAUAAAAAUAAUUGGCUGUCUCCAUUUCUUCGUCCUCCAAAUGUUUCUCAGUAGUUUUAUGUAUGCCUUAGUUAACACUUAUUUAGUUUCCUUAAUUGUUUUCUCCGCAAUCACACCGAUAUUAGACUAACGCAGUGGCGGGCAUGUUAGAAACGGGGAACCUGGUGACUAAUUGUACCAUUGUAAUAUAAUUUAGAUAAUACACGGUUGGUGCGCAAUGGUUCGAGCAUUUUAAAAGAAUACUUUUUAAACAAAUGUAUCAAAAUGACGCGAAAACGUAUCGCCAUAUUCUGCAUAAUGAACAAAACUUGUCGUCUCUAACGUCGGUCGUCGGUUGACCCGUGUUCCUUUGGCUCGUGUUUCUGUAUUCCUUCCCUUGUAUGGUGUUCUUUGUGUGCUGUCUGUGACGGUGUGCCAUCAUGAACAAUAGUGUCGUAUCCAUUUGUUGUUCGCCUUGUGUAUUUGUCGGGAAGGAAUGUCUUCGAAUUUUGGAAAAAAUAUUCUCUAUGUACGUUUUUACUCCCUUUAUUACACAACACGUGUAGAAAACUGAACCCCCCACCCUCAUCGAGGGUAGCGAUCGUUCGCUUCUCUCUUUCUCUCCAUUCGAUCACCACCACGGCAUAGGAAGAUCGUUGACGAUACUUGUAACGGAAUAUUGCAGCCACUGAAAGCAGUAGCAUAUGAAAUGAUCAAAUUUCAAAAACAGAAACAUGAAACUGAACAUAACAUUGACUCCGAUUAAAUAUGAACUCUGUGCAUAGAUCAAAGAUUAAAAUAAGGACGAAACGGCGCAUGACUAAGCAUAUAGUAUUUUAUCAAAUACCACAACAAACAAACGAGUUAAGAAAUCUAUAACCGAACACAACUUUGGCAGAUCGAACCUGUUGUGUUAUCAUUGUAACAAGUUUAUCAAACACGUGCACCACAAACGUACGCCUAGGCUCUGUGGGCGGCGAAUAAGUUCGGACCUAGCGAGAGUUGACCGCGAAAUGGUUGUGGCCGUGCCCGACGGGGCGCCGUUCGGUAGCGGAAUUUGUUAGCUUUUACCAAUUAGGGGGUUUGUUGCAGCAUCUAGAGAUCCUAAUAUCAGUUCCAUAGGUUGCGCAAAGAAUGAAGACUUUUGUGGUAGAAACGCACGGCGUAGAAUGCUACAGUAGCGGCCAGACUCGAACGUGAGAAUAUCAGACUCUAGUUGCGGUGAAGAA